Molecule: messenger RNA, 928 nt
Organism: Harpegnathos saltator (Jerdon's jumping ant)
Lineage: Eukaryota; Metazoa; Arthropoda; Insecta; Hymenoptera; Formicidae
Product: dehydrogenase/reductase SDR family member 11
Exons: 4
Coding region: 86-829 (247 amino acids)
Molecular function (GO): oxidoreductase activity
Source: RefSeq, a predicted model, not a curated record
CAGAAGCUCCUUGCAGCGACAGGCAUAACAAGCUCACGGUUCGCUCUUUCUCGUCGUCACGCUACCAAGCCAACGUAGACACAACAUGGACCGUCUACUGAACAAGGUCGUCCUCGUCACCGGCGCUAGCGCCGGCAUCGGCAAAGCGAUUGUGGAGGAGCUGGUCACGAAGGGACUCAAGGUCGUCGGCAUCGGCCGCGAAUUGGACAAGCUGAACAUGCUCGUGGAUGAACUGAAAGGCAAACCCGGCAAGCUCUAUCCUCUUCAAUGUGACAUGUCCGUUCAAAGCGAGAUUGAGCGCGCAGUAGUGUGGAUCGAGAAGACCUUGGGUGGCAUCGAUAUUCUGAUAAACAACGCCGCUAUCAAUAUCGAUUCUUCCUGCGUCAACGGCGGGAUAGAGGAACUCAAGAAGACUCUCGACGUCAACGUGCUCGGUUUGACGUGCAUUACCAAGGAGAUUCUGAAAUUGAUGAAGGUCAAGGGGAUCGACAAUGGCUGCAUCGUUAAUAUCAACGAUGUGUGCGGCUGGAAGUGUCUGCUGGCCUCCGAUCGUCCCAUUUCGCCAGCGUAUACCUGCAGCAAAUUCGCGUUGACGGCGCUGACCGAGUGUCUCCGCUUAGAAUUGGCGCAGAACGAAUCCAACGUCAAAGUGAUCUGCGUUUGCCCGGGCCUGGUGGAGACCGAGAUGACCCGGCAGUGGCUGAAGGAGAACCCGCGAUUGAGUCUGAAGCCGAAGGACGUGGCUGAUGCGGUCAUCUUCACACUGAUGACUCCGGAGACCGUGCUCAUCAAGGACCUCGUCAUCACGCCCAUCCGAGAGAUUAUUUAAGCAGGGCGAAUGGCAACCCGUUUCUCUAGGGAAGGACAUUGUUGUAACUUAGAACAGACAUGUGACUGAUCGAAUAAAGCGCUUGCAUUUUCUCUUGAA